CGGGGGGACAACAAGGAAGGGGAGGAGAGAGGAGCCCGUCCCGCCUUCCCUCCGCUCUCCUCCGUUCCUCGGCAGAACGGCGUCGGUGGGCGAUAUGGCUUGGAGGAGCGCAGGCCGGGCUGCGCUGCUCAUGUGCCGGGGACCGGCCGCCUCCUACGGUACUUCAGUAACAUCAGCCAAAGUCCAAGUGAAUGGAGUCAACCUGCAUUAUCAGCAGACAGGAGAAGGAAGCCAUGCAGUUCUUCUGCUUCCCGGAAUGCUAGGGAGUGGUCAAACUGAUUUUGGACCACAGCUUAAGUCUAUGAAUAAGCAACUUUUCACAAUUGUUGCUUGGGAUCCUCGGGGAUAUGGACAGUCCAUUCCUCCAUCUCGUGACUUUCCUCCAGAUUUCUUUGAGAGAGAUGCAAAAGAUGCUGUGGAUCUUAUGCAGGCACUGAAAUUUAAGAAGUUCUCUUUGUUGGGGUGGAGUGAUGGUGGAAUUACAGCCCUGAUUGCAGCUGCAAAGUAUCCAACGCUUAUCCACAAGUUGGUUGUCUGGGGAGCAAAUGCCAGCGUUACUCAAGAGGAUGUGAGAAUUUAUAAUGGCAUCCGAGAUGUUUCAAAAUGGAGUGAAAAAGUCAAGAAACCACUAGAAGAGAUGUAUGGACUUAAAUACUUUGCAAAAACCUGUGAGGCUUGGGUAGAUGGAAUAUCUCGCUUUGCUGAAAAAUCAGAUGGUAAUAUCUGCCAAGAGUUGCUGCCAGAUAUUAAAUGCCCUACAUUUAUAAUUCAUGGUGAGAAAGACCCUUUGGUUCCAAGGGCUCAUGCAGAAUACAUUCAUAGGCACAUCAAAGGCUCCCGGUUGCUUCUAAUGGCAGAAGGAAAGCAUAACCUACACCUGCGUUUUGCAGAGGAGUUCAACAGGCAAGUUGAAGAUUUCCUACAGACUUAAACUGUAAAACAAGUUAGAGGUGUUUGUCCUUGCCUUGUUUAGGAAUUUUAGUUGGCUUUCAAUUUCCAAUCAAGCUACAGGUAGAUUUGAGUCCUGUAAGAAACAACAUGAAAGAUACUUGCAUGAGCAGCACACAUUUUGAGAAUAUGUAAGCCUCAGUGGAUCAGAGCACACCACUGUGCUGCAGAAUUUCUGGCAUGUCUUUAAACUUAAGUCUUGUUGCACAGGCUGAAUAAUAGUUCUGUGUCCAAUAGAGGUGUUAAGAAAGACAGAAAACGUGAUCUAGAAUACAUGCCUUUAUGUGCUUUUAACAUUAAAGGACAAAAAACAUUGUAAUAACUGGAA
This is a messenger RNA of Columba livia (rock pigeon), 1276 nucleotides long. It is a transcript of the gene BPHL, whose product is annotated as biphenyl hydrolase like. NCBI's taxonomy places the organism in Eukaryota, Metazoa, Chordata, Aves, Columbiformes, Columbidae. The record is from RefSeq and is a predicted model, not a curated record. The transcript is spliced from 7 exons. The coding region runs from base 95 to 931 and encodes 278 amino acids. Gene Ontology annotation, molecular function: serine hydrolase activity.